GCCAGGACUGGCGUGGAGCAUGGAGAUCCCAGGCUCUUUCCCUCUGGUGCUGGAGGGACCCUGGGGUCCCAACCCCCCCAAGAAGUUGUGUAACAAGUUGCAGUGCUACUUCCAGAGCCCCCGGAGAUCAGGAGGUGGGGAGUGUGCGCUCACACUGCAGAAGGGCCGUUCUGAGAUCCUUCUGCUCUUUGAACAGGAAGAAGUAAGGCAACGGGUUCUGAAGAGAGAGAAUCAUGAGUUAGAACUGACAAGAGAGGAAAAAUUGAAACUCACUGUUAGACUGCCUACAGUAAAGGAUGGCAAUAAAAUAAAUGAGAAACCAGUCACCACAGAGGAAUCCAAAAUCAAAGAUGGAGCCCAAGAACAAGAGGCAUCAGAAGACCGGGACACAAAGCUUCCACUGGAGAGAAGAUCAGCCCAGACCAAGGGUAUCUCCAAAGGCCCUGGAACUACUUCCUCAUUGGUUGUAUUUAAAAACAUCCAAGACACGGUGACAGAGGAUCUAUUGACUCUGUUGGUGGAGAAUAUGAGUGGCUUGUCAGAAGCAAGUGGAGACUUUACAAUAGAAAUCAUACCAGAAGCUGAAGUUGCUGUGGUUACCUUUAUGAAAACCAUUGAUACAGAGACAUUUAUUACUAUUUGUGCUGAGAAUGACAAAGUAGGAAAACUUAAGAUUUCUGCAUCACUUUUAGAAGUGACAAAGACUAUUCUGGUAGAAGAUCUACCCCCAGGUGUUAAUGAACAUUAUAUCACUCUUUUCUUUGAAAACACAAAAAAUGGAGGGGGACCAGUAACCAGAGUUGUGUAUCUUCCAAAGGAGAAUUCCGCUCUGAUUCAGUUUGAAGAAUGCAAAGUGCUUGACACCAUAUUGACAAAGAAGCUUCUCUUCAACAACAGUCCCAUCUCACUGUUUCCGUAUUACCCUACUCUCGGUAUAGCUUUAUAUGGAAAGGCAAAGCCACCAGUGAAACUGCCAGAGCCCUUAACAGUGCCUGCGGAACCUUAUCUGUUGAAGUUCUUACAGAAAGAUGAUCAAGUAAUUAGAGAGAUAACCAGCACCAUGGAGAGAGCUCACUGUGAGCUAACAUGGCCCCAACCUAAUUGUAAAGAGCCAGAAAAUAUACCCAGUGCAAAAAUUACACUCAGUCCUUCAGCCACCUUAGUCAGCCAAAGAAGAAGGAGCAAUAUCCUCAAAACAUGGCGUGAAGAUGUUUCCAAGAAAUUCUCUUGUCUUAUGUCUGAAUACCAGGUCACUAGGUAUAGAGCAGACACAGUGGUGUGGGAAGCUAUCAAAAACAGCAUAGAAAAUGAGAGCAUUUUGAUUGAGUUUGAUAAGCUUCGGGAGACAGUGAUUAUAGCAGGGAGACUGGAGAAUGUGCAAAGAACUGAAGGACAAAUAAGGACUCUGAUAGAAAGGGCGACCCAAAAAAUAGAAAAGGAAAAGCAAAGUAUAAGAGAGAACUUGAAUGUGUGUCCUAGAAGGUUUUCCAUUUUACACAAAAAUAAAUUAGAAGAGACUCUCCUCAGCGAAUACCCAGAGCUGGAAGUCACUUAUGAUGCUCUCACAAAGAGCAUUUGCCUGAGUGGAUUGGCUGCAGAUGUGUACAAAGCAAAGAGUGAAAUUCUGGAGAAGCUACAGAGCUUGGCUCAGAAAUCUUUCCAUUUUCCUCCUCAGAUCAUCCAGUUUCUGCAGCAAGUAAAUUGUGAGACAUUCUCUGAAUCUCUUUUUGGAGCUGAGAAACUUCCUGCUGUUUAUGAGGUGGAUGGUGAAGCAAUUGUGCUGGUUGGCUCCUCUGCCCAAGUUCUUUCAGAAGCUGAAAAACAUAUGAAGAAAGCUUUGGACUUUAAGUGCAUCGACAUGGUAGACAGUGAUAUUCUUAAUGAUUGUCAGUGGAAAACACUCACUGGCAAUUUAAACAAGAAAUACAACUAUUCCUCAAAGUCUGUAAUAAUAAUGGAGCAAAAUUCAGACAUUGGAGUUAAGAUAAUAAUUGCUGGUUGUGUUAGUCCAGUGUGUGAAAGCUACAAGGAACUUUAUGAAUUUAUAGAAAAAAGCACAAAAAUACAGAAGUUUGUCUCUGUGAAAUCUCUAGCAGUUAUCCAAUAUAUGAAGGAGGAAAAUAAGCAUAUCUGGACAAAACUAAAGAAAGAAAAUGUGAAGGUCAGUUUCAAAACUCUGGCCAACCAAAGUGGCAUUUCAUUGAGUGGUCCAAAAGGAAAAGUAAUGAGAGGAGUGGUCAUGGUUAAACAAACACUGGAUUCAAUACAUGUUAGAAAUUUUAGCAUUGACAAACCAGGGGCCAAAUCUUUAUUCAAAGACAGAGAAGAGUUUUAUAAAAUGGAAGCAAAGGAGAAGCAUAGUUGUUCAAUUUGGCUACAAGAAGAUGGAGAGGAGAGCAGUGGGAGCAGCAUUGAAGGGCAGAAAGUCCACUGCAAGAUAACCUUAGAAUCUGGCAUCUUAUUAACAGUUCAGGAAGGUGACUUAACCCAGUUCUCAACAGAUGUGAUGGUGAAUAUGGCAAAUGAGGACCUAAAGCUCUAUGGAGGCCUGGCAGCUGAACUCUCUAAAGCAGCAGGACCAGAGCUACAGAGGGACUGUGACCAGAUAAUCCAGAAACAGGGUAAGAUCCCUCCUGGCUGUGCUGUUGUCUCAGAUGCUGGACAGCUCCCAUAUCAGCAAGUGAUUCAUGCUGUUGGCCCCCAGUGGAAUCAAAAACAUGCUCACAGAUGCAUGCAAUCAUUAAAAACUGCUAUCACAGAGAGUCUUUAUCUGGCUGAAUCUUAUGGGCACACUUCAGUAGCUAUCCCAGCUCUUAGCUCUGGGAUCUCUGGCUUCCCCUUAAAAGAGUAUGCAGAGACCAUCAUCCUGUCCAUCAAAGAAAACUUCCAGGACCCACAAAAUAAACAUAGCUUGAAAAAGAUUCAUCUUGUAUGUUCAUCUGAGGAAACAGUUCAAGCUUAUUCCAAAGCUAUGAAAAACAUCUUUAAAGAUCUUUACCCUGAUAACAGUUCAAUGCCUUAUACACAAUCAGAAGGCCGGGAAACCAACCUGAGAAAAAAAGCUGAAUAUGGAAAUGUGCUGGCUUCCAUCCAAACUAGAGAAGGUCUGAGCAUCUUGUUGAUGAAGGGAGAUAUUCAGGAUGCUGAGACUGAUAUUAUUGUCAACUCCAUUUCUCCGGAUCUUCCCCUUAAUGGAGGGGCACUUUUUCAGUCCAUAUUGAAGAAAGCUGGUCCAUUUCUCAAAGAAGAAUUAAAUGAAGUGAGAAAAAGAAUGGAAAUGAAAACAGGAUCUGUUCUCCUGACCAGUGGCUGUGAUCUGAACUGCAUCUUUGUUCUCCAUGCAGUAAUUCCUGUGUGGAACAAUGGAAAAGCUCAUUCACAAAAGAUCAUGGAAGAUAUAGUCAGAGAAUGUUUGGACACUCCUGAGAUUCUCUCUCUUACAUCAAUCACAUUUCCAGCAAUUGGAACAGGAAAGGCAAUGUUUCCAAAAGCCAUUUUUGCUCAAUUAGUCCUUUCACAACUGUUUAAGUUCAGUUGUACAAGACCUUUGAAAACCCUAAAAGAAGUUCACAUUCUGUUGCAACCCAAUGAUAUAGAAAACAUUAAGGCAUUUUCAGAUGAAUUCACUAGAUGGGGUGGUGGAAAUGGAAAUGGAAAUCCUACCAGUUACAGAGUUGCCGAGACUAUUGAUAGACAAGAUUUCUUUGGGACUAUUUCUAAUACUGCACCUGGAGUUUAUGUAACAACAAUUGGUUUCAUUUCCUUUAUUGUUGCCUCUGGAGACAUUUCUGAGGAACAAGAAGAUGUUAUUGUAAAUUCUACAAAUGAAACAUUUAGCCACAAAGGAGGGGUUUCCAAAGCCAUUUUAGAAGCUGCUGGACCAACUGUGGAAUCGGAAUGUGCACGAUUAGCUGAACGGCCUCAUGGCAAUUUUAUAAUUACACAAGGGGGAAAUCUGAAGUGCCAAAAAAUAAUUCAUGUAAUUGGUCACAAGGAUGUUAAAGAAACAGUUUCCAGUGUCCUACAAGAGUGUGAACGGAUGAAGAGCAAAUCCAUUGCCCUCCCACUCAUUGGAACAGGUAAUGCCAAACAAGACCCACAUAUUGUUAUUAAAAAAAUAAUCGAUGCUAUUGAAGACUUUGCAUGGAAAGGGUCUGUCCAAUCAGUGAGCAAAGUAAAAGUAGUCAUCUUCCGGCCAGAGCUACUGAAAGUGUUUUAUGACAUUAUGAAAAAAAGGGAAGGCUCUGUGGUGCCAACCUCAAUGUUCUCCAAAUUAAAAGUACUUUUAGGUCUUGCAAAACAUAAUUUGAUUUUUGGAAAGAAAAUAGAAUCAACCAUGUUUCAGAUAUGUGGUGAAAGUAAGGAGAACGUUGAUAGCACUGUCUCUUGGAUACAAGACUUAAUUUUAAAAGAACAAAAGAGUUACCUCUACUCAGAUGAAGCCAUCCAAAACUUUGGUGAAGAAGAAUUCAAGGAACUGAAUAAGCUGCAGAGAAAUCUGAAUAUCAUAAUUUCCCCCCUAAAUAACUUUUGUCUUCAGGUUAUAGGAUUUGCCAGAGAUGUGUUAAAGGCUUCCCAGACAAUUGAGGACAUGAUCCAGAGAGUUCACUUACAUAAAGAAUAGGAGUCUGAGGCUGAACUGUUCAGUGAGAUCAUUGAAGGGCAGUAUAACAACAAUGGCGUUAAAUUUUGAUUUCUUUUUUCCCUUCCCUUCCCUUCCUUUCUCCAUUCCUUGUCUUUCCUUUCCCUGCCCCUCAACCCUUUCUUGACGUCUAUUCAUCCCCUGGCAAAGUGUACAGCUAUCAUCCUUGUAUAACCUUGUAUAUUAGUGCAAAGACAGUGCUUAUUUAGUACAACAUAAUUUAACCCACCACCACCAAGAGCUUUUUUUACAGCCUGUCCUCCAUUUGUAAAUCACUUCUUUAGCUUAAAACUUUAAUUUUUAUUGCAAUGCAAAAACCCUAGAGGAAUAAAAUUAAGGUUCUGUCUUUAAUCUGUCAUUUAUACCUAAGAAAACUGAUUCAUAUGUUCCCCCAUUAAAAUGAGUAAAGUAGUAACUUUCUCAUUUGCAAACCAGUCUCUUCUCAGUUUUCCUUAGCAUAAAUUAAUACUCCCAAAUACCUGCAGGGAUUGAUUACUUUUUUGGGUAAACAGAUAAAAACAAUCUUCUGAAUCUGCCAAACUUAUUAUACAAUAAGCAAUGGUGAAAGCAUGAAUGAGUCCACUAGAUUUUUCCAGAAAUCAGACUAUAAUGGAGGAGCAGGAAGAUGAAGAGGAAUAAUAGCAGGAUACUCGAGACCUUAUUUUCUUUUUAUUUUUUAGAAAGCUAAUUAGCCCAUUGGUGGAGCCAACAUGAACAUUCACAAGCACAUCUGAAUGUGACUCAGGCUCAAUUUUCUUAUCCAAUUGCUUUCCCAACUCCACUCUUCACUGAUCACAGUUGCUGACAUCCUAGAUGAUACCCUGAACAAUGUUCCUGGGUGCGUAUGUAACAAUUUAGGGCUCUAAGAACAAAUGGAAUGAGCUUUGUGGGGAUGAUUUCCCUCAGAGACCCCAUGGGGCAGGUUUUCCAGGUCAUUCCUGGAGCUUCUUGAGUUCCUCUGCUAUCUUCCCCUUCAUCAGAACCUCAGUCUGAGCUGGGAAGUUAGCUCAGUGGAUCUUGUAAUAACAGUCAUUAAAGAUUGGAAGCUGUGCCUAGAUGGGGUUGGGAAAAUCACAAGGAAUUAUCAAGUACUGUGGUGAAUUACCUGGCAUAAAGCAUAGUGGCUAUUGGUCCUUGGCUCCCCCCAAGCAAUGGGACCAUUUGACCUGGUGAUAUAUUUCCCAUUUUACUCUAUGUUGCCUUACUGCAAGCAAGCAGCAAAAUGGUGCAUGGGGCAGUGUACUGGUCAUUAUAGGGCAGCAGGGACUGAAUCUAGCUCCAAAAAGAGUUAAUGUACCAUAUGGUUGAUAUGGCAAACACCACAAGGGCAUUCUUCUGUGGUGGGAUCAUGUGGAAGUGAUCAACAUCCAGUGAGCCCUGACAGUAGCUACUCAAGGUUGUCAAAAUCAACAUGAAAGGUGAUUGAAAGAGAGUUAAUCAUAGUGAAUUUAUCCCAACAAUCAGGCCCAGAAUUCAAACAUUUUAAGUGUCAAUUCCAAAUUCUAACUUUUGGUGCAUUGGUAGACAAGGCCACAAAGUGUUUUGCCACAGCUGGGGGAUCUCAUUGGGACCCAAAGUAUUCCUUGGUUGUAUCAUCAUUUCCAGGGUGGUGAAGAUCUUCAAAACAAUGAUGAAGCAUAUAAUCUAUGGCUUCAGGGCAGCAAGGGUCUUGGCAAUAAAGGUGCCAUAACACUGGAGGCAUGAUAGCCUCCUUGGGAAUAGGACUUCAAUGUUUCUGUCACCAUCAGAGAACCGAAAUAAAAAUUUGC
Molecule: messenger RNA, 6411 nt
Organism: Trichosurus vulpecula (common brushtail)
Lineage: Eukaryota; Metazoa; Chordata; Mammalia; Diprotodontia; Phalangeridae
Product: protein mono-ADP-ribosyltransferase PARP14-like
Exons: 14
Coding region: 20-4624 (1534 amino acids)
Biological process (GO): negative regulation of gene expression
Cellular component (GO): nucleus; cytoplasm
Molecular function (GO): transcription corepressor activity
Source: RefSeq, a predicted model, not a curated record